CUCGACUCAACUCCCCGUCUGUCUCCAUCAUGUCUCGCCGCCCCCGAAGAGGCCGUGUCAAGGUCCCCAGAUUCCGCGUCGACCUCGACGAUGCUCCCACCGACAGAUGGACCCACAUUGUGCGAGAGUAUAAGGAGGACUUUGUGGCCAUCCGCGCACAGCUGCAGGAAACAAUCCGCGAGGAGGCUGGACCACGGCUGGGUGCGUUCAUCGAGUCGGUGCUCUCGACUUUGAUGUCGACAGUGACCAAGAUGGGUGCUGUCUACUACGGUGCAGAGCUCAAGGGCAUCGCUCGGGAGACUGGCAUGCCGCUCGGCAUGCUCGCCGUCCUCCAGCUGGUAUACGAGGCAUCAGCCGCGUGCACAAGCAUUGUCGUUCCGUGCGGUGAGGGCCCGCCGGUCCACAUCCGUACCAUGGACUGGGAGAUGGACUUUCUUCGCCCGCUCACCAUCGAGGUCGAGUUCUGGCGCGAUGGUGUGCCACUGUAUGUCGCGCCGACCUGGGCCGGGGCUGUCGGCGUCCUCACCGCCUGCAAGACCGGUGCGUUUUCGGCCUCGGUCAACUUUCGCCUCACCGAAGACGGCUCGUACUGGGGCAAUGUCAAGCGCCUGCUGGCCCGCUCAUGGCCGAUCGGCUUCCUCCUCCGCGAGGUCUGUGAGUCUACGCAAGCCUACGCCGACGCCGCCGACAUCCUUGCCACUGCUUCGCUCGUCGCCCCGGUCUACUUUACGCUCUGUGGCAUCGCUCCGGGCGAGGGGUGCAUCAUCACACGCGGGCCAUCCGUCGAGGAGCGCCGAUGGGAGCUUGCCGCCGACGGACCGUGUGUCCAGACCAACGUCGAUUACUUUGACGUCGACGGCGAGUCGGACAUCAUGUGGUCGCGCGAGCGCCUUGCUCUCGGCCGCUCGCUGGUAGACUCGCUCUCGACCAGCCCCGAUCGCGAGGCCCUGUUUGGUCUUGUCUCGACGUGGCCCAUCUGCAACGAGCUCACCGUCUACGCCUCGUACUUGGAGCCGAUCACCGGCGUCGUCAAGACCUACCUCCCGAACACCCGCUCUGGCUUCCGCCACCGCUCCACCGCCGUCGCUGGGCCCGAUGCUCGCGUCCGCUGCCGUAAUUGCCGCACUCGCUUCACUGAGAGCCUCAACGCUUCUGGCCGCUGCGCCCACGUAGGUGACUGGCACGCCGCCUACAACGACUGCUCCAAGAUCAAGUGCGCCUGGGGCCUCAAGUCGUCCAUCGGCAAGCAGCAUUGGUCCUGCUGCUUCUCUACCUCGCGCCGCUCCCGCGGCUGUCCGCGCUCUGGCGCACACGUUCCCGGCUCUGACAGCGAUAGCGAGAGCGAUAGCGAUGACUCAUCACACUCACCUGCCUCAUCAUCGUCGAGCUCAUCAUCCGUCUCCGCUGUGUCGUCGGCGUCCUGAUUGAACGCCCCUUGCUCGGUCACA
This is a messenger RNA of Thecamonas trahens ATCC 50062, 1448 nucleotides long. RefSeq names its product acid ceramidase subunit beta. The record is from RefSeq and is a predicted model, not a curated record. The transcript has 2 exons. NCBI's taxonomy places the organism in Eukaryota, Apusomonadida, Apusomonadidae. The coding region runs from base 30 to 1424 and encodes 464 amino acids. Gene Ontology annotation, molecular function: hydrolase activity, acting on carbon-nitrogen (but not peptide) bonds.